Molecule: messenger RNA, 2307 nt
Organism: Salmo salar (Atlantic salmon)
Lineage: Eukaryota; Metazoa; Chordata; Actinopteri; Salmoniformes; Salmonidae
Gene: ptger2b
Product: prostaglandin E receptor 2b (subtype EP2)
Biological process (GO): positive regulation of cytosolic calcium ion concentration; cellular response to prostaglandin E stimulus; adenylate cyclase-activating G protein-coupled receptor signaling pathway
Cellular component (GO): plasma membrane
Molecular function (GO): prostaglandin E receptor activity
Source: RefSeq, a predicted model, not a curated record
AGCAUGAGCCUCAUUUCUCAUGGCAGUCAACGAGUUGGAUGCGGAUUUAUUCCUAUUUUGUGUGCACUGAUGUGCGCAGAAGGGACAUUUAUCAGUUCAAGCUGAUGGAAGUAGGCUACGACCAGUUGUUAUGGAAUACAAUGAUAAUAUAACCUGCCAUGACAGAGUCACUGUCUCGUCCGGGAAUCCCUAUAUAUCCGCGGCAAUCUUCACUGCGGAGGUACUAGGCAUUUUAAUCGCCUUGGUCCUUUUGGAGAUGCGGCGCCGGCGGCAAAGUCCAUCCUUGUUCCAGGUGCUGGUGACUGCGCUGGUGAUUACAGAUCUACUAGGUUCCUUCUCCAUCAGUCCUCUUGCACUAGCCUCUUAUACACAAAACAGGACCUUGGUAGAUAUGAGUAAAAACAGAGCAGUAUGCGCCUACUUUGGGUUCAGCUUGACUUUUUUCAGCCUCGCCACGUUGGCCAUUCUGUGCGCCAUGGCUUUGGAGCGCUACCUCUCAUUUGGACAGCCGUUCUUUUACGAGCGGCACUUGACAAAGCGCUGCGGCUACAUCACCAUUCCACUCAUCUAUCUGGUCUGCAUCUUCUUCUGCCUAGCACCUUUUAUGGGCUUUGGAGAGUACGUCCAAUAUUGCCCGGGGAAUUGGUGCUUCUUUGAUAUGAACCCAAACGAGACCAAACACAAAGUAUACGUCGGUGUGUAUGCGUCAUUGGCUCUUAUCAUGAUUUCGACGACAGUAAUUAGUAACUUAUCUGUCGUCUACCAUUUGAUUAUAAUGUAUCGGAGGUACAAAUCGCACCGUGGGGGAGUUACGCGACGGAUACGGUUCUACCAAAAAUCCUUCGCUAUGACUGAGGAAGUGGAGCAUCUUCUGCUACUGGUGUUCAUAACAGUGGCUUUCGUCAUCUGUUCGUUUCCUUUAGUGCUCCGUGUGUAUGUCAACUUUACAGGCAGGUCAAAGAAGAGCCAUGCCACCGAUCUCGCUGCGCUUCGCCUGCUGUCCUUCAACUCCAUCAUCAACCCUUGGGUGUUCAUCAUCCUCAGGCCAUCAGUGCUGCGCUUCCUCUGGAGAAAGCUGACACUGAGUAAGGCCCAGAAGCCUCCAGAGGCCCCCACAUUCCCCCAGGAAAAGUCUCUCCCAGUUGGGCCCAAACUCCCUCUGCCAAGCCCACUUAUCGAGCUUCAGAACGACGAAAUGGAGGGAGUGGAGAAGACAUAGGGCUCGUUGGAGCGGAUCACUUUCGUCAAGUCGUUGACCAUCACUGGUCACCGUCUUUCAAAGUGUGUUGCAUUAUGGUUAUAAAAAUGGUCCAACUUGCUGACAGCAUGAACUUUACAAAAAUCAUGUGAUCAAAUGUCAUGCAGUUCUUGAUGAAGUCGUCUUCAAGUCGCUUCAGUUGCUUCUCAUCAACUGCACCAUGCAGCCAUUACCUGCAUUGUGCGAGGCACUAUUGGUCAACCAAUCAUUCUUAAAAAAAAAUUGUGUGGUCAAAUACAUGACUGAAACAGGAAUCAACUUUGCACGAUUCUAAAGUUACAGGUGAUACAAAUGAAAAGUGAUAUUUGAGAUCUCUCAAGAACCAAUGAAUAAGUACGGUGGUACAGAAAAGUGUAUUUUAAUAUUUAUACAGACAAACUUUUAUAAACAAUAGCAGCUACAUGUAUGUUGACACUGCCAUGUUGAUCUGAGCUUUGCUGUUGAAAACUACAGUGUCCGACUUUUGGCUGUCGCAGAUACACCUCCCCCGACUUCACUCCUCGACUUUGGUCUACAGUGGGUUCCUUUCGCCCCCUACCACUCAAACAAGCCCAUAGUGUCAGGCAUAUGGGACUAGGGGGCCGAUGACCCACUCUAGAAGGAUUAAGGUAAUAACCCUCUGACAUCAGCAGGAGCCCAAGAGGAUACAGGAAGUGAUUUGUCAGACAUCCACUGACUGGUUGAAAGGACACCCGGACACUGAAUUGCAGUGUCUUCAGUAACAUAGGGGACAUUCACUUACUGACCUCCAAGACAGGAGAUUGGAAUAGAUCGAAGAAGAGAUCAGACUUUGAGGUCAAAUCAAAUUGAAUCAAAUUUUAUUGGUCACAUACACGUGUUUAGCAGAUGUUAUUGCGGGUGUAGCGAAAUGCUGGCUGUGGCGCUGAUAGGUUAUACCCACACAAUAUGCAUUUGGAAUAGGACUUAGCAUUAUGAGAAUUCAUUAUGUGUCUAUUUAUAUCAUUGAUUUAUUAAAAAAGCUUUAUUAACAGCACUUUAUAGGACUGAAAUUAAAAUUUGACCAAACUCCUUCUGGACGAAUGGGUCAA